This is a messenger RNA of Acyrthosiphon pisum (pea aphid), 3187 nucleotides long. RefSeq lists its product as uncharacterized. The transcript is spliced from 2 exons. Lineage: Eukaryota; Metazoa; Arthropoda; Insecta; Hemiptera; Aphididae. The record is from RefSeq and is a predicted model, not a curated record. The coding region runs from base 1149 to 3137 and encodes 662 amino acids.
AAAAAAAACUACCUGUAAUUAUGACAAUAUUGUCUUAUUAAUCUGAAAUAUGUCACCAUGACAAUGUUUGUUUGUUUUAACAAUAUAAUUGUUAAUUCAACAAGUCACAAAGACGUGAAUAUUGAUAAUAUAUUAUUAAAAUAACACUGUAAAAAUUGUCAAAAUAAAACUAUACCCUCGUAAUAAUUUAAACCUAUAAAUAACCGGGUUUUUACCAAAAUAUUAUAAUACUCAUCAAAUUAACAAGAAUAUUAUCAAGAUAUCCUUAUAAUAUUAUCAAACUUAAUACGUUAUCAUUUUAUUCAACCGUUGCAACUAAAACUCGAUUUGUACAUUUUUAGUUGCUAAUUAUUUCGCAAGUUUUGAGUACAAGUGUUGUCUUAACUCUGCUGUUUACGUUAAUUUGAAAAAUUUGAAAUAUACAGUUAUUAUUUGGUUAUUUGAUUGAGUGAUGUCUACACUCUGCUGUUUACAUUAAUUUGAAGAAUUUGCAGUACUUAUACAGUUAUUAUUUUGUAAGUUGAUAUUCAAUACAUUUUUAAUGUUAGAUAUUAUAAUAGUUGCUAAAUAUUACCUAGGUUGUUAGAACGAGUGUUGUCUAGACUGCUGUUUACAUUCAUUUGGAGAAUUUGAAGUAUACAGAUUUAAUUUGUAAGCUUAUAAUAUUAGAUUGUUAACUAUAAGCUACCACUUGGUUUUAAAAUGAUUUGUUUUAUAUGUGGAUUGAACUUUGGAAAUUGGAAAGCAUUAGUAUGUCAUUUUAAAAUAUUUCAUUCAUUAAAAAGUCUUAGUACUUAUAGAUGUGGCGAAGGUAACUGUAAACAAUCUUUUCAGUCCUUAGCUACAUUUAAAAGCAUAUCCAUGCUAAGCACUUCCCAGAACUACAAUUAAAUUUUCAAAUUCCUGAACAACCUUGUACCAAUUCUUCACUGCCAUCUCUUAAUGCUGAAACUAUUAAUAAAAAUAAUCUUUUAACUGAAAAUGAAAAUGCUGAAAUUCCAUUUAAUUUUGAAUUAGUUAGUGAAUUAUUAUACAAGUCAGCAGUAGAACUGGUUGUUAAUUUACAUAGUAACAAUAAUUUUUCUAGAGUAGACAUUGUAAAUAUUCAAGUUGGUAUAGUGGAAAAGAUUUUAACUCCUAUUGUGUCCAUGUUAAAAAAAGUUGUAGGAGAUGAAAUAAAAGAGCCUAUUUUACUUUCUAAAUUUCACAGAGUUGCAUCUGUCAUCGAAAAUACUUUUCUUUACUGUAGCACUGAAUAUCGUUUAUUAGAUUGGCUUAUUAAUAAUGAAUUUUUAUCCAAAAUUAAUCAGUUUACUAUAAACAAUGAAAUUUGUCCAGUUCAACAUAUUGGUGAAACUAUAUUUGAUGAGAAAAAUACAACAGGUGCUCUAUUACCAUUAAAGUUCCAGUUUAAAAAAUAUUUUGAACAAGGUGACAAUUUCAAAAAACAGUUUACACGAUUAAAUUUAUAUAAAACCAAUGAAUGUACAACUAUAGACAAUUUUGUUCAAGGAACUCUUUGGAAACAGAAGGUCUCUCAGUAUAGUAACGACAAAAUUAUAAUCCCUUUUUUUUUGUACAUGGAUGAAUUUGAAAUUAAUAAUCCAUUGGGAUCUCAUUCAACAUUUCAAUCCGUUUCAGCUGUAUAUUAUAGCUUUCCACUAGCAGAAAAUAGUUCUAAACUAACAAAUAUCUUUUUAGCUGCAUUAGUAAAACAUGUGGAUCUUUCAUCUUUUGGCAAUGACAAAUGUUUAGAAAGUUUAGUUAAUGAAAUCAAUAUACUCGAAAGUGAAGGUGUUAGUAUUUCAACAGAAGAUGGAUAUUUCCAUGUGCAUUUUGUUUUAGGAAUAAUUCUAGGAGAUAAUUUAGGCUUAAACAGUUUAUUGGAGUUCAGUAAAUCUUUCUCUGCCAAUUUCUUUUGCCGCUUCUGUAAAGCUCAUAAAACAGUAACUAAAUUAAUGCACGAAGAAGAUUUAUCUGCUAUGCGUAAUGUUCACAACUAUUCUGUAGAUGUUGCUAGCUCAAAUUUCAUAGAAACUGGAAUUUAUAAAGAGUCAUUGUUGAAUCGAGUAACUCAUUUUCAUGUUACUCAAAAUUUUUGUAUAGAUAUCAUGCAUGACUUGUAUGAAGGUAUUUGUCAUUAUGAUAUAUGCCAUAUACUUACCCACUUUAUUGAUACAACAAAAUUAUUUUCAUUAGAAACUCUUAAUAACCGAAAAAUGAAUUUUAAUUAUGGACCAAUAGAGGUAGGUAAUAUUUCACCUCCUAUAAAAAUUGUUCAUUUAAAAAAAAGACAUUUGAAAAUGUCAGCUAGAGAAGUCAUGACUUUUGUUCAUUUUCUUCCUCUUAUGAUAGGAGACUUAAUACCGGAGAAUGAUGAGUUUUGGACACUUUUCCUAAUAUUGCUUCAAAUAAUAGACAUUCUUUUAUCAUACACAUUUACUGAUAAUGCAAUUUCUCAUCUUAAACAAUUAAUUUCACAGCACAACUCUAUGUAUGUUACACUUUUUAACGACAGCCUAAAACCAAAACAUCACUUUUUAGUACACUAUCCAACAAUAAUAAAACAUUCAGGUCCUCCUAGGCAUUACUGGUGUUUUCGCUAUGAGGCCAAACACAAGGAAUUGAAAAUGUAUGCUAGAGUAACAACUUCUAGAAAAAAUAUAACGUUGACAUUAGCUAAAAAAUACCAACUUAAAUUUGCUCAAAAUUUAAUGGAAACAAAUAAAAACAUUAUUUUUAAAGAUAAACAUAAGAUUAUAAGUAAUUACACUGAAACUAUUAACAGUAAACUUAAUCUAACUUCAUCACAGUAUAGUUGUUUUACUGAGUUAAAAUUUAAUGGCAUUUUAUAUAAAGAAGGAUAUUAUCUAACCAAAAAUUGUAAUGAAUCAUGUUUAUUUAAAAUCAGUGAAAUUAUAUUUAUUAAUCAACCAGAUAUUAUGGUUUAUAUUUUGGCUACCGAAAUAAGAUUGAACGAAUUUAGUUCACAUUAUGAAUCUUUUAAUGUGAGUAGUAGUGAAGAAGUGAUAAAUUGUUGUUUUAUAUGUAGUGUUAAUGAAUUCGAUGGACCUCCCAUAAAUGUCACAACCAUUCCAUCCGGUAAAAAAAUGAUUCGGUUAAAACAAUUUUAUUAAUUUGAUAAGCUUUAAUAUUAUUUUUAUUUUCUCAUAAAAUAUUUUUAUUG